Salvelinus namaycush (lake trout) is the source of this 4884-nucleotide messenger RNA. It is a transcript of the gene hivep2b, whose product is annotated as HIVEP zinc finger 2b. Gene Ontology annotation, biological process: regulation of transcription by RNA polymerase II. The record is from RefSeq and is a predicted model, not a curated record. Gene Ontology annotation, molecular function: RNA polymerase II cis-regulatory region sequence-specific DNA binding; DNA-binding transcription factor activity, RNA polymerase II-specific. The transcript has 7 exons. Gene Ontology annotation, cellular component: nucleus. Bases 1 to 4884 code for a protein of 1627 amino acids. Lineage: Eukaryota; Metazoa; Chordata; Actinopteri; Salmoniformes; Salmonidae.
AUGGAGGACCGGGGAUCUUUAGAAGGAGAAGGAGAGUUCUACUCUGAUGCUGAGCAGAGCUCGGACACGGACGAAGACGAUUCAUCGCUCUUGGACACUGUUUCAGUGGAGGAACCAGAUAGCACCACUGCUGUUAAAGUACUGAAUCUCGUUGCCCAGAAACAGGGAGUUACAUUAGCAUCAACAUUAUCUGAGGACGGUCCACCCAGGCUCUUGGAGAUCAGUGCUGCUCAGGCUCCAGCUGUUUCUCAGGUCAGCCGUGCGAUCCAAUCUAGCGCCAUCAAGCAGCGGCUGGCACUACGGCUCUCAGAGAAAAGGAGCAGUGACACUGACACAUCUCUCUCCCUGCCUAGCCAGGGAAGCAAAGGCAGCACAGACUCAGGCUACUUCUCACGCUCUGAGAGUGCUGAACACCAAACAGGUGGUCCUCCCAACACAAACGCCAAGUCCUAUCAAGAGAUAAUGUUUGGAAAGUGUUACAAGCCGAACCCAAAACAACAGGCCAUAACUGUUGUGACUUGCAGGACAGACUUAAUGAGUGAUCGUAAGACUUCGGAGCGAGGUGUUUCCCGCGUAUUCACACAAGAAAAGGAAUCAAUGGUUGAAUCGAUCAGAAUAAACACACAUUCAUUUACAAGGGAGGACAUUAAGGAGGCUCAACUAGAGCUCUCUGAUUCUGGACAGCUGGUCCGGAGCAACUCGAUGCCCACGUCCUCGGUGGCAUGUCAGGACAUGUCACAAGGCCUGCGAGGCAGCCACUCCUUUGAUGAAAGGGCGUCCCCUGGAGGCAUUAGGAGACUUACGAGACAGGCUGCCUUUGAACACUCUGCACACGAUGGACCUCCUGACCACUACGGAAACAUCUCUGAUAUUUCCAACCUUGGAGUGGAGAUGGAAAGUUUCACCAUCCAACAAAAGCAAGCGAUGGAAUAUGCGACGAGGAAACGGCGGAAGGAAAACUGUGUUGCGGAGGAGGAGGAUGUAGGAGGCCAGUAUCACACAGACUAUGACCACUCUGAAGAGAUGAGGGACUAUGAUUCAAAGCAAACCUCUCAAGGUGCUCUAACCACUACAUCCUCAGUGAAAGGACAUGCCCAAAGCGUGCACACACAGGAUAGAACACAAUGUGAUAGACUGGAAAGGGAAAUGUGGGAAAAGAGAGAGAGAGAAGAGAGAAGAUCUUUAGGUAACGUCAUCUCUGUGAUUCAACACACUAACUCCCUUACCAGGUCUCUCUCUGAACAGUCAGAUUCUUACAACUACCAGAGACAGGAUAAGCCUUCCUCAAUGGAUGUGGUGGAGCAAACCGAAACUAGAGAGAUGCACAAAAGGACUGAGAUCUUUGCACACCAGUUGAGUGACAGUAGAUUAUUAGAUAAGUCGUAUCAAAUGACACCUAAGCUAGUCCGUCAGUCUAACAUACCGGUUCCAGAGAUCAGGGUGACUGUAGAACCAGACAGUCCAGAGAAAGAGAAAGCAUCUGAGGUAAAACAGGUGAAGGUGAAGGAGCCCGAUAGACAUAUAGAGGAGUUCCAAUGGCCUCAGAGGAGUGAAACACUGUCUCAGUUCCCCCCAGAGAAACUCCCUCCAAAGAAGAAGAGACUGCGCUUAGCUGACUUGGAGCACUCCUCUGGCGAGUCUAGCUUCGAGUCGGCUUGUACGAGCCUCUCCCGGAGCCCCAGUCAAGACAGCAAUUUAUCCUACUGCUCCAGCUUCUCAUUUGACCGAGAGGAGAAAGAGAGAGAGGUUAUCCCUAAGCCAGCUUCCCCGGCGGCUAGACAGGAUGAGUUUGGCAAAGCGUUGGAGUUCUUAGCGGUGCCAGGAAGCGGCUACUCCCUCUCUAUCCUGAACCAACGUCAACAACAUGAAAUGAGACGUACCUCUUCAGAACAGGCACCGUGCCACUCCCAGUGCAGAGAGCUCCCAGAGGUCCGCAGUGUAUCGUUUGACUACGGCAGUCUCUCUCCAACGGCCAAAGUUAGACAUGCGGAACUCAGCGCCAGCUACUCGGAGCCCAGACGGGGUAACUUGGUAAGACAGGAGUCCUUGAAUGUUAACCUUGAAUUUGCACAUCCAGUCCUUCCGCUAAAUAUUCUUCCUCAGUACCUCAGCAGUGCCCUGUCGUUCUCAGCCACCGCUCUGCACUCUCAGUCUCUGCCAAUGUUCGCCCCUCAGCCGUCACACUCUGGUCUCCUAGUUCCUGUUAGAAUCCAGACUCACGUGCCAUCCUAUGGUAGCAUCACAUACACCACUGUGUCCCAAAUUGUAGAUGAUCCAUUCGAAGGCGUUAACUCCACCAGAACCUCUUUUCUCACUUCUCACUUCGCAAAUUUAGCCACGAAUUUGGACACAUCGAAUCUAUUAUUAGGACACCCUCGAGGACUGUUGACCAGCCCAGUCCAGGUUCAAGUUCUGGAUCUGCCCCCAGCUAAGCUGAAGACAGGCAUUCCUCUCUCCCUGACCUCCAGAACAAUCUCCACCACCAAUUGUGGGUCCAGUGGUGGGUCCAACAAGCGCAUGUUGUCUCCGGCCAGCAGCUUGGACCUGUUCAUGGAGGUCAAACAGCAGAAACGCGUCAAAGAGGAGAAAAUGUACGGUGAGAUAGUGGAGGAGUUGGGUGCUGUGGAGUUAGGGAAUUAUAAUGUGACUGAAGAGAACAAGCACAGUUUAAAGUCAGAGUUUCAAAGUGACACCAACCAGGGAGCAUCACUGUCAGGCUUUCCUUCAAAAUCCUCUUUGUCUGCGUCAUCCUCGCUUCAUUCUCAUAACGAGCCAGCAAGAGGAAGCGUCAUCUCACCUCAGCAACAAGGGUCAGAAAGUCCUGAUUCCCCUAUGGAUAACUCCCCAACAGAAGCAAGCCUACAUCCACACGCUCUGCUUUCUCUGAAGGAUUUCAAUGAGUCUGGCAUGGACAGCAAGGCACAGAUGGAGGUGCUGGUGCAGCUAGUCAAAGGUCAGGGCAUCCUCAUCUCUGACGGGGAAAACACCAAACGGAUAUCUCAAUUUCCAAGUCUCCGCACAAUGACAGCUGUGAGUUGGUGCUAUCUGAACUACACCAAGCCAAACAGCACUCACAGCAGCUCUCCCCUGUCCUCUGUGUACGCUACGUGGUGCAUCAGUUCCCAUAACCCCAACCCUCCUAACCUCAACACCAGAGCCACCUUGGCUCUGCUCCGCUCCAAACAGACGACUAACACAUGGGUAUACACCAUGGCUGCCAUGUACCAACCUGGGACUGGGAAGCUGGUCUCCUCCUCACUCUUAUGGAGGCAGCGGCUCGGGCUGCUACAGAGCAAACCGGAGUUCAACGAGCUGGAAGGGAGCUCUUAUGGACGGAAAGUGAAGGAUGCCAGCUGCAGGGGAAAAGCAAGGAAGGAGGACUGGAAAGAGAGGGAGGUCUCCUCGAAACAAACACCAACGCCAACACCAACACCAACACCAGCACCAACCCGGAUCAAAAUAUUUGAAGGAGGGUUCAAGUCCAAUGAGGACUAUGUGUACGUGAGAGGCCGAGGCCGGGGGAAGUAUAUCUGUGAGGAGUGUGGCAUCCGCUGUAAGAAACCUAGCAUGCUGAAGAAACACAUACGCACCCACACUGACGUCAGACCCUACGUCUGCAGGGUCUGCAACUUCGCUUUCAAAACUAAAGGAAACCUGACCAAGCAUAUGAAGUCAAAGGCUCACAUGAAGAAGUGUCGUGAACUUGGUGUGUCAGUCACAGUGGAUGAUACAGAGACACUGGAAUCUGAUGACAUCCAGCAAGACUUGAAGACCGGGGUCUUGAGCACAGCCAAACACCAGUUCUCAGAUGCAGACGACUCCGAUGGCAUGGAUGAAGAGAUCGAUGAUAUCGACGAAGAUGACGAUGACGAUGAUGACUACGACGGUGACUCUACUCCCAAGAUCCUUUCCCGGAGCACCAGCCCUCAGCCCUGUGGCGUAGCCUCUCUGUCGGUCACAGCUACCGCCGUCAUCCAGGGUGUGUCGUCAGACAUCCAUGGCUGUCCCCUCAGUACCUUCCAUCCCCUCCCCAGCUGCCUCUCAACCUACACCCUGCCUAGCGUCGAUAUCCACCCCCAUCCCACCUCCACCCUGCCAGGCAUAGAUGUCCACCCCCAUCCCCAUCCCCCCUCCACGGUCAGGAGGACAGGGCCAGACCGGAGAACUGUCUUGGCCUCCAGCCUGGACAAGGAAAACUGUAGCCUGGCCAUGCUGUCUCCUGACCAGGGCUGUCUGUUCUUCGACCCAUAUCCCACCUGUCUGCUGUCCCCCGGCUGGGAGUCCCCUCUGAGGGAACCGCCUAACUCCCGCCUCGGCUACCUCUCCCCCCGGGGAGACCUCUCCCCCCGGGGACGCUCCUCACCUCGAUGGGACACCUCCCCGCUAAGGCCCAGCUCCCCCAACCUCACCCCCAUCCAGCACCUCUUCCCGGUCUGUAUGGAGAGGCCCCUGUCCCCAGGUGGAGUGGACCUGGCUGGGAGGAGACAGAGGGUGGUGCUCAGGGCUGUGUCUCCACGUAGAGGGGGCUCACAACAUAGAGACUCCGGGGAUAAAACCAGGCAGCAAGCCAAGGCUGAACUGGUUCAGCAGGGAGGAGCCAUUGAAAUGGAUAUGGAUCAGAGGAGAAGCGUGCCUCCCUGCCUGCCUGGGCCAACCUGCUCCAGUUGUCCCCGUCAGAACCUCUUCAGCCACCUCCCCCUACACUCUCAGCAGCAAGCUGGGACUCUCCUACCCAUGGUGCCUAUCGGAGGGAUCCAGGUACUGCGCUCCCUGCCCUCCUGCAGCUCUGGCCGGACCCAUCUGAACCCUAAGCAGGAAGAGGUUCUUCAGACCUGCACCAAGGCCAUCGCCUCCCUCAGGAUCACCUCUGAAGAGCAUCUAUAG